UGUGUGAGGCGGCUCAGGGGCAGGGCAAGGGGGCUACACCCAGGAGGGCACAUCACUGGGACCAUGAAAUAGGGAGCCGCGCUGAGACCUGCUGCUGGGGACACGGUGACGGACCCCCAGAAUGGCUCAGUGGCUCCUCACAUGCAUGCAGAACACGCAGACCCUUGUGCAACGUGAUGUGUUUGGACGAGCAAUACAUGCCAUAGCACGAAUUAGUGAUGAGUUUUGGUUUGACCCAAAUGAAAAAGGUCUUGCUCUAAGAUCAGUGAAUUCUUCUAGGUCAGCGUAUGCAUGUGUCUUCUUUUCAUCUAUGUUUUUUCAACAUUACUGCUGGACAGCUGAACCUGAACUGUGUCAGAAAAAAAGACAGUUACCCCUUACGUGUAAAUUAGUAAUGAAGUCAGUCCUCCCUGUGUUUAGAUGGCUAAACACACUAGAAAGGAAUGUAGAGAAGUGCAACAUUUAUACAAAUGGUAAUGAUUGUCGUAUAACUUUUAAGCUCUUCUGCAAACAUGGUAUUGUAAAAACUUAUAACCUGGCUUUUCAUGAAAGUGAACCUUUACAAGCUGUUUUUUCAAGGCAUAUGUGUCCUAAUGUACUGAAGAUCCAGUCGAGGCUGCUGACUGAUAUAAUGAUUCAUUUUCCAACUUGUCAAGAGGAAGUAACUGUAGCUGUUACACCAAUGAAAGUUUGUUUCAAGAGUUAUACUGAGGAAGAAAUUGAUUUUUCAAAGGCAAUGCACACUAAAAUACAUCUUAAUCCAGAUGAAUUUGACUACUUUCAAAUUGGAGUAGACUCUGAAGUAACAUUUUGCCUUAAAGAACUGAGGGGUCUACUAGCAUUUGCAGAGGCUACUAGCGCUACUGUCUCAAUUCAUUUUGAUGUGUCUGGAAAACCAAUUGCUUUCAGUAUUGAGGACAUGAUGGUAGAAGCCAGCUUUGUUUUGGCUACAUUAGCUGACAUUGAAAAUAGGGAAUCCUCUCAGCAAUCUCUAUGCCUUUCGCAAAGACAGAAAAGGCCUACCUUGAUGAAGGCCCAUGCAGAUAAUGUUGAAAAUGUCUCAAACAACUCUGCAGAUAAUAAUAGUAAUACAGAAACAAUAGCUUCAAAAAAGCCUUGUUGGACUGAAAGAGCACAUAUCAACACAAAGUUACCUGUAGAGUGUAGGAAACCUCUAUCAAAAGAAGAUGAUGUUAUUCCCAUAAUCUCAAAAAAAGACAUGAACAACAUAGAAGUAUUGGACAUGAGUGCAGCAGGUGACAUUAAAAUUGUGGAGAAAGUAGUACCCACAUAUUCUGAUCAGUACAAGAGAACCCUCACAGGAACACACACAUGCCAGCAAACACCUGCCCACAGAGCCUUUUCAGUGUCUACUUUAAGGCAGUGGAAGGCUCCAUGAUUAUCACUACCUGUUAAAGUUGUGUCUGUGAAGAAGAUGCAGCAGUAAAAUCCAGGGCCUCAGCAGAUGUCUUCCAAAAAAUGGCAGAUGUGCUUGCUUAUAGUAUUAGCUGCUUCUCUCCCCCUGUUGAGGAGGAGUGGCUUGUCAGUUAUUUCUUCUCCCAUCUGACCCUUUCCUUUCUACCCUUCUGAAAAGGUUUAGCAGUAGCUACUUCCAACCUGUUUCCAGAGGGUUGGGAAGACCAGGUCUGGCAAUAGCUUCUUCAUUUCCAUCUACCAUAUAUAAAGUGUAUACAUAGGAGUGCUGUAUAUUCAAAAACUGUGUCCUAUGCAUACCAUAGCUGCAGAUAAGCAUAAUCUCCGCUGUUUCAUUUAUGUAGUAAUAUUUUAAAUAUUUAGGAUUUAAAUAUUUACAUCUUUCCCCUGUUAAAUUCAGACCUCUGAGGCAGCAUUAUGUAUAGGUCCAACUGUUUUCCCAUAUCUAGACUUUCAAAUUUGCUUUAAAUACAGAAUUACAGUGAUUGCAAUUAAAUCAGUUGGCAAAUUACCAUACACUUGUACACCUCUAAUGACAGCUGGAAAUACUUGUAGAUGCCAAAGGUGUUUGUUAGUCUACACUGGUUACUUUUUAAUUAUUAAAUAAUGUGCUUGCCAAAAAGACUUAAUCAGCAGAAAAAAAUCCCAGGAAUAUUUUGUAUGUACAAAAACUCACUUUAUUAAAUA
Mauremys reevesii (Reeves's turtle) is the source of this 2121-nucleotide messenger RNA. RefSeq names its product RAD9 checkpoint clamp component B (gene RAD9B). The transcript has 11 exons. Gene Ontology annotation, cellular component: checkpoint clamp complex. The record is from RefSeq and is a predicted model, not a curated record. The coding region runs from base 122 to 1399 and encodes 425 amino acids. Lineage: Eukaryota; Metazoa; Chordata; Testudines; Geoemydidae. Gene Ontology annotation, biological process: DNA repair; cellular response to ionizing radiation; mitotic intra-S DNA damage checkpoint signaling.